GAGAGAGAGAGAGAGAGUGAGAGGGAGAGGGAGGGGACGGAGAAAGAUAGGGCACAUAAUCACAUGCGCAUCGGUGUUUUUCGCCGAAAGCCAGAAGCAAGCCGCGCGUUUCAUUGCGGGAAUGCAGGGAAUCACCUGCGAAGAUCGAUGACACUUAUGCUUAAGGGUGGCGGAGAAAGGGAGAACAAAGGAAGUAGAUCAAUUUCAGCGGGACGUUACGAAACUCGCGCGCCGGCAGACCAUCGACAUAAGAAUAUCUCCGGACGGAACGUUCUGCAAGAGGAAGGUCUAAUUAGCAACGAGUGUACAUGUGGCGACAUCUCUAGUCACCGCGAUACCGUCGGUGAGGUUAUUCCACAAUACGCAAUGCCAUCUAUUCAUGAACUCGGCGAGCCCAGUCGUCGAUUUUGACGGUUUUGCCUCUAUUCCACGCACGUGUAACUGCACGGACCGCUCGUUUUUGACGCACAAGUGAGUAAUAUCCGUAAAUUUUGCCGAACAGCUGGUCAGGAAGGCACACACACGUCGACAUCUCGAGACAUUGCGCGUUCGCGAGUAUUUGUGACGAUCCCGCGAGAGUGAUCAAGCCUCUUGUCUGGUGCCGAGGUG
Molecule: messenger RNA, 609 nt
Organism: Harpegnathos saltator (Jerdon's jumping ant)
Lineage: Eukaryota; Metazoa; Arthropoda; Insecta; Hymenoptera; Formicidae
Exons: 2
Coding region: 64-411 (115 amino acids)
Source: RefSeq, a predicted model, not a curated record